This is a messenger RNA of Melampsora larici-populina 98AG31, 2820 nucleotides long. RefSeq lists its product as uncharacterized. The coding region runs from base 1 to 2820 and encodes 939 amino acids. The record is from RefSeq and is a predicted model, not a curated record. The transcript has 4 exons. Lineage: Eukaryota; Fungi; Basidiomycota; Pucciniomycetes; Pucciniales; Melampsoraceae.
AUGUCAGCUGCACCCUCAGGGGAUCUUGCUCCCUGCCCUACAAAGAUCAACAUCAAGCUUAAAAGGCCAACCGAAUCCGAUUCAAUGCAAGCCUCCUCUACGCUUACGAAAGAGCUAACCGGUCAGACGAAGGCUACCAAACUUAAUGCUGAGACGGAUUCAAAUCUCAGCGCCGAUGGGGAUGCCUCACCAUAUUCUGAAAGCGAGGUGGACGAAACCAAAUGGAAGAGGAAGUUUGCUGAGAGGAAGAGGGAGGCGGAAGACUUGGAGGACGUCAACAAUCUCAACAACAACAAGCUGGAAAUCCCCGAUUGGGACACCAUCAUGCAACAUCCCGAUUUCAACCCCAAACUGCCUGUACGCCAAUGGGGGGCUCACGCUUACUCCUUAGGACUGGCCAAACAACUUAUGGUUGUAAAGUUCAUGAUCAACAACGCCUGGCAGUCGCAGACUCUUGUGAGGAAAUGGCAGAAGAUGGGCCGAGCAAUUGCCAAGGAGGGCAAGAAAAUUCAAUCUAAAAAAUAUGCUAACAAGCCCGGUUCGCUGUGGAUUGAAUAUCCAGAUGACAAACAAAACGAGAACACGGACUCCGGUGAUGAAGACGAUGAGGAUACAAAUGAAGCAGUUUCAGAAGAUGCAUCAAACAGGCGCGCCACGAAACCUUCUGUCGACAAAUCACCAACCCCUGGUGAUGAAUCCCCAGCGAGUGAAUCCUGCGAAACCUCCAACGCCUUUCUUGCAAAAUUAAAACGUGUCUCUGCGUUAUCUAUCAAGUCGAGUCGCCCUGCCACCAACACGACUACCGCUACUACAUCUGCCCCUCUAGCUCGCACGCGAAAAAGGAUUGUCAUACCCGAUCAUUCAGAACAAGGCUCUGAGUUACCUCAAAGGUCUAGUCGGUCUACCACCCACCCGGCUACCCACUCGGCCCCUCUAGCUCAAACGAAAAAACGCACAAACUCUCUCGAGCUGGCCCCAGAAUCUGCGAGCGCCCCAAAAAAAGGUCGAACCUGUGCGAAACUCCAUGAAGUUAGUGAAGCCAUACGGACUAUACUAGUAGUUUCCGAGUUCCAUUCUACCUUCCCCUUAGCUCAACCUGGAAACCGUAUCUUUUUGGCAUUGCAUGAACCAUCUGGGACCAGUCUCUUCCGCCAAGAUCCUGAAGAACGCGCCCUCGAUCUCCAGAGGAAUCUUGAUUUGUGGUUGCCGGAUAAUGACCUUGAGAACACGAUUCAACUAGGCGAAUACGGCCUUAACACGGUUAUUUCGUACAUUGAAAAAUUCCGGAACAAUCCUUUUUGGCCUGUCGAGGGAGAACAAAGACUGCUUCCAAAACUCUCCCGAAUUUCCGAAUUGUUGAUCAAUUCGGCGACCUUUCGAGACUGGCAAAUUAGGGACUCACCCAGCCCUACACCCUCCACGCAUUCAGAUCAACCUGUGAGGAAUUCCAAUAUGACUCAUGAGGAACCAACAAACGAGAUGACGACCACGGCGCCAGACCAUCCACCCAAUCUCAACACAUCGCUCAAUAAAAUUGAUCAUGUGGAACCACAGUCAAUGGUUGUACCAUCCACAUUAUCAGCUCCCGUGAUUAAUGUUUCACCUAUGGACUCGACUACGAACACUGUUGAACUUCUCAGAGUGUGGAAAGACCCAGAACAUCCAAAAAUUGAUAUCCGGUGUUCUUCAGUAACCUUUAAAAAGGAAACCGUGAAAGAUUGCAUGCUGAUGCAUGAAGCCUGUAAACGAUUGCUCCUGGGCCGCUUGUCAGCUAGCUUCACAUCGUAUGAUCCUAAUGAGCGCAGUAAAGGAAGUGAAAGGUUAUAUUUUAGUAAACAUGUGAAACUAAGUGAAUGGGUAGCUCUCAAACAAAACGAUGGUCUUUUCCAUCCUGGUUGUGAAUGCCCUUGGUUCGAAGACGAAAUCUUGGACUGGAAUUAUAUAGACUUCGAAUCUGGCGAAAAUCCAAGUAGUGACGUUCAAGAGAAGUCACUGUGCUACACCCUCAAUCACAUGCGAAAUGUGAAGAAGUCUCGCAUGGAGACGGCAGGCAAAUUUAUACUGGCGGCUGUGGGACUAGUUGGCACCAAAGGUGGCCCUAUUGAGCCGAUUGCGGAUCUGGAGCAUUACAAUCUUUCACAAUUGGAUGUGAAAGAAUCUUUUCAAUGUGCAGUCCACUAUCAAAAACUACAAAUGGACGACAACAGCAACAAUAAUCAUAUUCAAACUGUGGAAAUGAAUUGCAUCAAACAGCUGACUAAACUAGUUGAUUCAAUUUACGGAUGCAUUGAAGCCCUGGCGGUGAUUCGAGCUCAUAAUUUUCACUACAAAUGUAAUGAAAAACUUCAAGGCGAACAAAAAGGAAUGGAUGCUACUUUUCGUCAAGUUUCUUCUACCGUUGGCCUGAGAACACAAGCUUUGGCGCCUCUUGUUUCAUUUCUUUGUCUGGGAUUCAAGGGGCUGCUCACUUACUGGCGCAAUCCAUCACGGACAUACAAGACCGGUCUUAUUCAGGUUUUACUGGUAACUGCACGCAUGAAGAGUUACGAUUUUGUUGAAGAACCUAUCUGGAAACGAACAGCAAAUCUGGUGAUGACUACGAUAUCAAGGGCUCUAUUCCCCAACGGCAACAUUGACGAUGGAGUAGAUCGAUCAUCUUGGGACCGCGUGAUUUGCAAGAGGCAAGAUGUUGCCCUUGCAAUGUACCUAGACGUUUCGGAUUUCUUUCAGUACUCUUCUGUUUCUGAUUCUCUUAUCCCGCCAUACAUGCUUCCCGUAUAUGAAGCAUUGGCACCUGACGAGACUGAUCCACAUGAAUAG